UUGGUUUGUUUGAUAUAACGUGGAAUGUUCUAUUAGACAUAUAUGCUAUAUAAAGGGACACAUGACUGCCUCUGUCUCCAAUACUAAAUAAAGAGUGGCACUCGGGAACAUCACUUUUCAAGAAGGAUUCCUGUCAAGGCCUAUUUGAAGGCUUCAUCGUUGUUGCCACGAGGCGCCUUCCUGGCCCCGUUCCUGCUCUUAAUGUUCGUGAUUGGAAUCCCUUUGGUUUACCUGGAGGUCUGUCUGGGACAAUUUUCGGGAACAAGUUCUCUUUUUGUUUGGAGAUUGUGUCCUUUGUUCAAAGGUAUUGGAUGGGGAGCAACUAUCGUGAGCGGUAUGAUUUCUAUCUACUACAUUGCAAUCUUAGCAUGGACAAUGCCUUAUCUGAUCAACUCCUUCUAUCCAACCCUGCCUUGGUCCACGUGCAGGAACUGGUGGAAUACUGACCAUUGCAUUGACCGAAAUCCUUCUAACGUCACUGGCUUAAACUCCACCAUGACAACGUUUUCUGCCAACGUUACAACACCCUUAGUUUCUGAUGCCAUCCAUAACCUGGAAAAGUGGAACACAACUGAUUCCUUCUUACAGAAGAUGCUUACUGUUGAGGGUAAAGGAAGAAAAACAGCUACUGAGGAAUUCUGGGAAUAUGGCGUGUUACAUAAGUCUGCUGGUCUGGAAGACAUGGGGGUCUUGCAGCCUCAUCUGGUCGGAUGUCUCUUCGCCUCGUGGUUGUUGGUCUUCUUGUGUCUUGUUAAGGGAGUAAAGUCAGUAGGCAAGGUGGUUUAUGUGACGGCUCUGUUGCCCUACAUUCUGUUGACAAUCCUGCUGGUGAGAGGGCUGCUUCUUCCCGGGGCCAUUGAUGGAAUAUUGUUUUAUGUAUAUCCUGACUUUACCAAACUGGCAAACUUCAAUGUAUGGGUUGAAGCGGGAAUACAGGUGUUCAUUUCUCUGGGGACUUCGUUCGGGCCUCUCAUCACCAUGGCAAGUUUCAACGACUUCAACAACAACUGUUUCCGGGCCUCUGUCGCCGUGUGUCUUGCUGAUGCUCUGUCCAGUUUCUUUAAUGGGUUCGUCGUCUUCUCAGUGGUUGGGUUCAUCGCAAAGGAGGCUAAUGUUACCGUCACAGAAGUAGCUUCACAGGGACCAGGAGUGGUUCUGAUAGCGUACCCGGAAGCCGUCAGCUUGUUGCCAGUACCUCAGUUGUGGGCAGUGCUGUUCUUUCUAAUGCUGCUUCUGCUUGGACUGGACACGCAGUUUGGGUUGGUGGAGAACGUUUUGACCAGCAUCAUCGACGCCUUCCCACGUCAACUGAGCCGACACCGCACAUUGGUCACUGCAGGAAUAACUAGCGCCUUCUUCCUUCUCGGGCUGCCUAUGACAAUGAAUGGAGGAAUCUACAUCUACCAACUGAUAGACUGGUUCGCGACAUCAUUCUGGGUGUGGCUUGCCGCCUUCCUGGAGUGCCUUGUCAUUGGUUGGAUAUACGGUGUGGGAAGGUUUUGUCAGGACGUGGAACUGAUGCUAGGAAGGCAACCCGGAACAUUGAUGAAGUUCUCUUGGUGUAUAUCUACACCUCUCAUUGUGUUGGGGCUCGUCCGGACUAAUCCCUAA
This is a messenger RNA of Haliotis rubra (blacklip abalone), 1611 nucleotides long. Its product is annotated as sodium- and chloride-dependent creatine transporter 1-like. Bases 202 to 1611 code for a protein of 469 amino acids. The transcript is spliced from 12 exons. NCBI's taxonomy places the organism in Eukaryota, Metazoa, Mollusca, Gastropoda, Lepetellida, Haliotidae. Gene Ontology annotation, biological process: sodium ion transmembrane transport. Gene Ontology annotation, cellular component: membrane. The record is from RefSeq and is a predicted model, not a curated record.